AUGGCACCCUCUAAACGACUCACGGUUUUCAUAACUGGAUGCUCACCAGGUGGAAUGGGAGCCGCACUCGCAUCGGCCUUCCAUGCAGCUGGACACCAUGUAUUUGCUACUGCACGCGACCCUUCGAAGCUGUCUGAUCUCGCAUCUCAAGGCAUAGAGAUCCUGACUCUUGAUGUGACGUCGGCCUCUUCUAUCGAGUCUGCCGUCGAGGCUGUCGAGCGCUCUAUUUCGACCAAGUCUAGUUCUGACAAUGAUUCCGUCCCGGCAGGACUGGAUAUUCUCAUCAACAAUGCUGGUGGACACUAUACGGCGCCAAUUUCGGACGCAUCACUAGCCUCGGCCAAGGCGCUUUUCGAUCUAAACGUAUGGGCCCAGCUUGCUGUAACUCAAGCACUGUUGCCUUUAUUAAUGAGAUCCCGAUCCUCUGCUCCUUCGGCUGCCAAGGACGAUCUCGCAGUACCAAUGAUAGUCAACCAUACCUCUGUCGGCUCAGUGGCGGCUUUGCCUUUUCAGGGCGUUUACAGUGCUUCAAAAGCUGCCUUUGCACGACUAUCCGAUGCGAUGCGACUAGAGUUCGCAGCCCUGGGAAUUCGCGUGGUCGAGCUCAAAACCGCCAUGGUCAUGACGAAUUUCAUCAAGAACAGUCAAAACAACAAUGUCGAGGGCAAAUCGCAACAGCUGCCUCGAGGAUCUCUAUUUGAGCCAGCCCGCGCCGUUGUGGAGGAUGUCAUGAGCCAAGACCAAUUCGAUGGGCGAGGCAUCACGGCCGAACAGUGGGCUGCUGGAGUUGUGAGUGACUUGAUGCAGCGAAACCCCCCGGCUAUUAUCUGGAGAGGCCAAGAUGCGAUUUGGGGGCGAUUCAUGAGUCUGAUGCCCACCUGGAUGGUUGAUGGGUUACUGCGGAAGAUGAUGAAACUGGACGUUGUGGAGCAGAUUAUGAAGGAGAGUAGCAAGGACUGA
Molecule: messenger RNA, 960 nt
Organism: Pestalotiopsis fici W106-1
Lineage: Eukaryota; Fungi; Ascomycota; Sordariomycetes; Amphisphaeriales; Sporocadaceae
Exons: 1
Coding region: 1-960 (319 amino acids)
Biological process (GO): phosphatidic acid biosynthetic process; triglyceride catabolic process
Cellular component (GO): lipid droplet; endoplasmic reticulum
Molecular function (GO): triacylglycerol lipase activity; acylglycerone-phosphate reductase (NADP+) activity
Source: RefSeq, a predicted model, not a curated record